AUGGAUCCUCCGAGCAGAGCACACGCCGAGUCCCUCGACCAGAAGGACGCUUUGAGGCACACGCGGGACGAAUUCGUCAUCCCGACCAAACAAGACAUCACCAGCAAGACCCUCGCCAAGAAAGAUGAACCCUCUACCGCCUCAAGCGCCGGCCAGCAGGAGAAGUGCACAUACCUCUGUGGGAACUCUCUCGGCUUGCAGCCCAAGCGCACUGCCGUGAGGAUACAGCAGUACCUGUCGACCUGGGCCACUCAGGGCGUCCAGGGUCACUUCAAACCUCUCGAGGACUCCCCGUUGCCAACAUGGCUCGACGUCGACGCGAAGGCGGCCGAGAUGAUGGCCCCCAUUGUCGGUGCUCAAGUUGCCGAAGUCGCCGUCAUGCAGACGCUGACGGCGAACCUGCAUCUUCUCAUGUCGGCCUUCUAUAAGCCCCAGGAAGGCGGCAGGCAUAAAAUCAUCUUGGAGAGCAAGGCCUUUCCGAGUGACCAUUUCGCCGUAGAGACCCAGAUCAGGCACCACGGCCUCUCACCUUCCAAGUCUAUGAUCUGCAUCGAGCCCCCUUCCGCCUCGCAGGGACCGACUCUCACCACCCAGCACAUCCUCUCCACCAUCGAACGUCACGCCUCGGACACCGCUCUGCUUCUUCUCCCGGGUAUUCAGUACUACACCGGCCAGCUCCUCGACAUCCCGACCAUCACCGCUUUCGCCCACAAGCACUCCAUCCUCGUCAUUUGGGACCUUGCCCAUGCCGUCGGCAACGUGCCCCUGAAGUUGCACGAGUGGGACGUCGACGCCGCGGCGUGGUGCACGUACAAGUACAUCAACGGCGGGCCGGGGUGCAUCGGCGGCGCCUUCGUCAACUCGAGACACACCACCGUCACAACCUCCGUCGAGGACCCGAACUCCGAAACCGGGUACGUGAACCGGCUCGCCGGGUGGUGGGGUAACGACAAGUCGUCCCGCUUCGUCAUGGCGACAAAGUUCCACCCGGCACCCGGGGCCUCUGGCUUCCAGCUGAGCAACCCAAGCGUGCUGGAUACCACAGCACUUUGCGCGUCGCUCGAGGUCUUCGAGGCCGCCGGCGGCAUCGGACCUCUGAGGGAGAAAUCCCUACGGCUGACCGGAUACCUCGAGAAGAUGCUCGAGGCGAUGCCAGAAGACGAGAAAGCGCUGUUCCGGGUCCUGACGCCGAGGCGGCCCGAGGAGCGGGGCGCGCAGUUAAGUUUAUUGCUCGCGGAUGGGUUGCUUGACUGUGUAAUGGGAUAUUUCGAUGAGGUUGGGGUCGUGAUAGACGAGAGGAAGCCGAAUGUCAUCCGGGUCGCGCCUGCGCCGCUGUACAACACAUUCGUGGACUGCUUUGACUUUGUGGAGCAGUUUGGCAAAGCGUUGCGUAGGGCGAGGAGGAGCGGCUAG
Messenger RNA from Colletotrichum higginsianum IMI 349063, 1413 nucleotides. RefSeq names its product Kynureninase. The coding region runs from base 1 to 1413 and encodes 470 amino acids. The record is from RefSeq and is a predicted model, not a curated record. Gene Ontology annotation, cellular component: cytoplasm. NCBI's taxonomy places the organism in Eukaryota, Fungi, Ascomycota, Sordariomycetes, Glomerellales, Glomerellaceae. Gene Ontology annotation, biological process: NAD+ biosynthetic process. The transcript has 3 exons. Gene Ontology annotation, molecular function: pyridoxal phosphate binding; kynureninase activity.